Caenorhabditis remanei is the source of this 2199-nucleotide messenger RNA. RefSeq lists its product as uncharacterized. The transcript has 9 exons. Bases 1 to 2199 code for a protein of 732 amino acids. NCBI's taxonomy places the organism in Eukaryota, Metazoa, Nematoda, Chromadorea, Rhabditida, Rhabditidae. The record is from RefSeq and is a predicted model, not a curated record.
AUGAAACUAUUCCUUAUCGCUACUACUGUACUAUUGGUCGGUGGGACACAGGCGGCCACCACUGAACAGCUACGGCAGUGGAUUCUGAAUAAUCGAGAGAGUUUGAAUGGACAGAAUGACUUGGCGGGAAGUAUUUUGAGCUCUGCUUCCAGACUCUUCGGCUGGGGAUCCGAAAAGCCAUCGGAGCCAUCGACCACCACGGAGCCGCCCCCAACGACACCGACGACGCCAGAACCCCGCGGCAACAGUCGUGACGUCUGUCCAUUCCUUGCCGAACCGCUGAUUCUGGCCAAUGACUUUGCCUACUGUCGUCCGGCGUCUCUUGGCGAUUGUCCUGUCGGAUAUCUGUGUGAUCAAUCGGUGAAACUCGGACGGUCGAUUUGUUGUAAGGAUACGAGACGUGGAAUUGUGCCGAAUGGAAGACCAGCCCGCCCCACCCAACGUCUCCCCCUGACCUGGUCCACGGUCACCCCAACCGCCGCCCCAUCCCAACCGAUCGCCACAGCGACCUCCCGUAAAGCUCCAUGGUACAUCAAGGAUCGUACCGCCUGGCCGACAUAUAACCGGAUUUCUGCGGAGAAGGCGCUUCAGAAGUCGACGACGACGGAGGCGACGACGACUACAACGACGACGGAGCCAACCACUACCACUACUACAACUACAACUGAGCCAACCACCACAACCACGGAGCCCACCACCACCACGACUACUGUACCAACUACGACCACGACCACCGAGCCACCAACUACUACCACCGCCAAAGUCAGCGCCUGGGCUAAACUCUGGACCUCUACCGCCGAGCCGAAAAGUUUUGUGAAUGUUACAGUACUCCAGGCUGGGUCGGUUAGACCCUUAAGGGAUGGACAAGCGGAAGCGGUCGGUGCGAUUACCCUGGUCAAUGAUAACGGAUACAUUGUGCUGAUUGAUACAGGAGCUAGCAGUGAUACCGAGAGAUUGUUGCAUACUCUAUCAUUCUCUAUCACUGCGGUUGCAAAACGACGUAGUUGCGAAACGUCCCAGAUGAAACUCGAAAUAAGCGAGCUCGAAAUGGAGCCAAUGUCGCCGUGGUGCUCUCCAGUGAAAACGCGAACCGUCGGUCUUUGCAUUGGAAUUUUUGACUUUUUAUUCCUAACCGCCACAUUUCUGAAAUCCGUCCAAUUCCUACAACUCUACGGAUUCAACUUCUUCGCCACCGCCGCCGUCUCCUCUAUUGGGGUACUGUACGCAGUGCAUAUUCUAUGCAUACUGGCAUGUUGGUAUGGCCUGGCACGCCAACGAUCCUCAUGGCUGGUACCGAAAAUUGUGCUGAAAGGGACUACGGUGUUGAUUUGUGUGGCUCUCACACUGAUUUUGGCCUUUUUUGUGUCCUCGAACUCUCCGGUGAUUGGAAAUGCGAUCGCUCAUGGAUUCAACGCCGAGUACUAUGACCAUCGAGCGGUUAUUGAUAUGGCGUGUCUCGUGAUUGUUGGAGUGUCCACUGCGUUAUCGAUGGCACAGGGAUGGCUUCUGGUACUUCUUAUUAAUAUAUACCGGCAGGUGAGGGAGGAGGAGUUGGAGAGACUUUGUGAGAAGGCGUUGAAGAAGUUGGAAAAGAAGAAGAAGGAGAAAAAGAAGGUACCACCACCGAAGAAAUCGGCGAUGAGCAAUGGACAGAGGUUCUUGGCGCCGGAGACACCGCGGGAGCAGAGUCUCGCAAAAGAGUCCGUGACACUGGACCAAAUCGACAGUGUCGUCAUCACACACGCCUCACCGGGUCACAUGGGAAACAUGAAUUUCUUCGCCCAAAAACCAAUUCUAUAUCAUUCGAUGGAGUACAUCGGCCGUCAUGUCACACCGACAGAGCUCAAGGAGCGACCAUAUCGUAAAUUGUCUGGAAAUGUUGAAGUCUGGAAGACACCCGGACACACUCAACACGAUUUGAGCGUGUUGGUACACAAUGUGGCCGGAUACGGGACGAUGGCAGUGGUUGGAGACUUGAUUCCGAGCGAACACUUGCUUAGUGAGAAGAGAGACGUGAUGGUCGAGGAGGGUGUCUGGGAUAACGCGAUCAAGAGACAAAAUGCCAACUUGAUUGUCUGCAUGGCCGAUUGGAUUGUUCCGGGACACGGACAGCCGUUCCGAGUGCUUCCUAAUUAUAGACAAAAAGCGGGUUGCACACGACUCUUGGCUCAACGUCACCUCCUCAACCAAGCCGUCUAA